Zootermopsis nevadensis is the source of this 2824-nucleotide messenger RNA. RefSeq names its product dolichyldiphosphatase 1. The record is from RefSeq and is a predicted model, not a curated record. Gene Ontology annotation, cellular component: endoplasmic reticulum membrane; intracellular membrane-bounded organelle. Gene Ontology annotation, molecular function: dolichyldiphosphatase activity. NCBI's taxonomy places the organism in Eukaryota, Metazoa, Arthropoda, Insecta, Blattodea, Termopsidae. Gene Ontology annotation, biological process: lipid biosynthetic process; protein N-linked glycosylation.
AAUCUGUGAUUUCAUACAUCAGGAGCGUUGCAGUGAAUUACGAAAUUCGGAGGGCUCUUUACCCUUUUUCAUGGUUGUCAGUUGUGGUCACAUAAGUGGUGCGAGGACAUUUUAAUGCCACAUGUCUUUAUUGGCAUGAUAUUCCCUUUGUAAAGGUUGUCUAAAUAUAUAAUAGUAAAAAAAUACCACAGUGAGCUUAACUCAGUUUCCCAUCUCGAAGUUACUUUGCGAGAGUGCCCUUGACGUAUCUAAGAUUAUUAGUUACAGAUGAUUUACUUCUGCGAGUGCAUGUUUCUUCAUGUGGAGAACAACUUAUCAUACCAAUUUACAUACAUUUUCCUUCACGAAAUUAGAAGAUUUUCUUAAUCAAGCUGUGGGCUCCGCUGCAAUCUCCCAUGACAUGCGAUCCAUGAAUAAUUGGAAUGAAAUUAUAAAUAACUAUGUUCGGCUAUUGGUACCACUGACGAAUAUCGCAGUUCAAGUUGUUAUAGCGAAUGAGAGAAACGUCGGCAACACGUUGAAGAUGGUAGCUGUAGAGGAUGAGUCUUUUAUACCAGCUGCAAAAUUGGCAACUGAUGAGAGACUGGAGUGGGUUCCUCUAUCCUUAACACUAGUAGAGUAUCCCCAAGGGGACUGGUUAGGCAAAUUGCUGGCUGUUUCCAGCUUGCUGCCAUUUGGGAUUCUCUCAGGUUUCGUAGCUCUCAUUCUCUUCCGUAGGGAUUUGCACACGAUAACAUUCUUCUUUGGCACAACAUUAAAUGAAAUCCUGAACCUAGUGCUCAAGUACACCUUCUGUGAAGCAAGACCAAUACAGAGGAGUGCCCUCUACACAGAAUAUGGAAUGCCAUCAUCACAUUCGCAAUUCAUGUGGUUUUUUGCCACGUACAUGAUAUAUUUUGUGUUCAUACGGUUGCAGCAUAUGAAUAACAAUGCUUUACUAGAAAAUGCAUGGAAGACAGUCAUCACAAUAGUGUGUGUUUCUCUGGCAGCAUUAGUGACCAUCAGCAGAGUGUAUCUUCAGUACCAUACGUGGAAGCAGGUUCUUAGCGGAGCUCUGGUUGGCUUCCUCUUUGGUUCACUCUGGUUUGCUCUAACCUACCUGAUCUUUACGCCUAUAUUUCCACUUGUUGUCUCAUGGCGGAUAUCAGAAUUCUUGCUGCUGCGAGAUACGACACUGAUCCCCAAUGUUUUGUGGUUUGAGUACACAAACAGCAGGCAGGAGGCUCGGGCUCGAAGUCGCAAGUUGGUCUCUAUGAAGUCCCAAUGACAGCUGCUUGGCUUCCCCGGUCAUAUUGUCGGUGGUGGAGGCCUUCUGCAUAAUCUCAUCCAUUUUUACUGGGCACGUAAGAGGUAGUAACUCAGCCUCAGGCCAUGACUCAUUAUUGCCUCAUUUGUUUUGAGGUUUUGACUUAGCACUGCCUUAUUCAGUUCUACCGGACUCAUUACUGUCUCACUCGUAUCUUGCCGACAGCUUGAGGUAGUAAAGCCUCGUUAGUUCUGCAGGUAACAGGAUUUAGUGAUUCAGCAUUGCCUCACUCCAUUCUGAUGGGCAACAGGAGGCAGUGCCUUGUUCCAAAAGGCAUAAAAGACAGUGAAUUUGACACUCUUGUUUAAAGGCAGCAUCAUUUGGCAGCUGUUACGGAGUAUCCUUCAUUUGGAUUUAUAUCCAGUAAAUGGUUGCAUUGACUAAUUUGACCUCUAUGCAAUAAAGUGGAUUUCCAUUAUAUGAUAUUUGAGGUUUUCAUGAUGGUUGGAGUUCAGAUUGUGGUGUUCUGGGUUGUGGCAACAGUGUAGUCUUGUAGGUAGUUACCAUUGUUUCUAAGGAACAUAUUCCUCUAUCUUCUGCAUGGCAUGUCAAUCCAGAAGAUCACAGUCUGGAUUUAAGAUGCAUUUAUGUUGUGUAACAGGUGAGCAGAUUUCAGAUUUUAAGCACAUUGAAGCACAAGACUUUAAUCCUCAAAAGCACAAAGCGUGUGAUCUUAGUGUGACACCGCAGCAGAGGGUACAGUCACACUGGCAGCCCUGAUGACUGCUUCCGGGGAUCGUAUGUUUGAAUCCAACUCAGGACAUCCAUAUUUGCAUGUGUGUGGUGUCUUCAUUAUAAUUCAUCAUCAACUUUCCAGCUCAUCUAGCUCCAAGGUAGCGCAGUCCAGCAAUCAGUGACAGAAAGACAAAAACUAAUUUAUAAUUGAAUUUUUAUUUUCAGUUUUAAAAUGCACGUGACUAGCAGUUUAAUUACUUUCGUGCUCGGUUGAAUCUUUACAACAUUGCCUGUUAGAAACCAGAAUAAGAUUUUAAAAAUGUGAUAUAUUGUUUUUCUGUCAUGGGACAGUUUUGAAAUUAUUGGUAUUUGUUGUUAAUGCAUUUAAUUUUGCUACGUGGAGGGGUUGAGUGUGAACCUUGUUCCUCCACUUAUUCUCCGGUGGUAUACUUAAUCAGACUUGUGUAAGCAGUAAUGGGGGUUUUAAUAAAAUGUACUUAAGCACAGCUCAGCAAACAAAAUGAGCAAUGUCUUUCACUAACUAUAAACUUUGGGUUAAAUAAAUAUGACUGUAAUAGCAAAAACGAGUUGUUUGAAAAAGUUACCACUCGUAACUGUAAUAAAUACCAGUCUCCUGUCAUAGUUUGGAAUGGUACAGACACCAAUGCAACAUCUUCAUUGUCUUCUGUAGGUAAGAAGGUGCCUUACUAUUUUUACAGUUUAAGAUCACUGCUUCAGCUAACCAUUCCACUGUGAGGAAAUAUCCGCAAAAUGAUUGAUUCAGUGUGUGGUUAUAUGUAAAGAACAAUGUUUUAAGAAAUAAAGUGUGGGUUGAAAAUAGUA